This is a messenger RNA of Tupaia belangeri chinensis (Chinese tree shrew), 1290 nucleotides long. RefSeq names its product RAB33A, member RAS oncogene family (gene RAB33A). The record is from RefSeq and is a predicted model, not a curated record. Gene Ontology annotation, molecular function: GTPase activity; GTP binding. Gene Ontology annotation, biological process: Rab protein signal transduction. The transcript is spliced from 2 exons. Lineage: Eukaryota; Metazoa; Chordata; Mammalia; Scandentia; Tupaiidae. The coding region runs from base 495 to 1208 and encodes 237 amino acids.
UGGGGGCAAGAAGAAAGGAAGUCUAUCCCAGGGUGGCGUGUGCCGCUUUCCCCACCCCCUCCCUUUCCUCAGCAGGCUUCUUCCCCGCUGCGUGUCCCUGGGGUCCAGGCGGGGCAGGGUCUAGGCAAAGGCGCCGCGGCAGCUUGGGGAGCGCAUCCGCAGCUCGAGCGUCAGGCCCGAGGGCACAGCGGGCAGAGGAAGAGGGCUCGCAGCUUGCCCACUCCCCUCCAUCUCUCCUCCUCUCCCGGCUUUUGUGUUGAUGCCUCGGAGCUGCAAGGAGGGUGCGCUGGAGAAGGAGGAGGGGGGCCUGGGGUGAGAGGCACCCCCUUCACGCGCGCGCGCGCACACGUUGCCGGCGCACGCACACACAGGCGGACACACACUCACAGACACACACACACGCACAAAGCUCGCUCGCCUCGAGCGCACUAACGUGGCCGUUUUCUUUGUGUGGAGCCCUAGAGGGGGUUGGGGCCCCGGUCCGGGCCGGGGAGAUGGCACAGCCCAUCCUGGGCCAUGGGAGCCUGCAGCCCGCCUCGGCCGCUGGCCUGGCAUCCCUGGAGCUCGACUCGUCGCUGGACCAGUACGUGCAGAUUCGCAUCUUCAAAAUCAUCGUGAUUGGGGACUCCAACGUGGGCAAGACCUGCCUGACCUUCCGCUUCUGCGGGGGGACCUUCCCAGACAAGACUGAGGCCACCAUCGGCGUGGACUUCAGGGAAAAGACCGUGGAAAUCGAAGGCGAGAAGAUCAAGGUUCAGGUGUGGGACACAGCGGGUCAGGAACGCUUCCGCAAAAGCAUGGUCGAGCAUUACUACCGCAACGUGCACGCAGUGGUCUUUGUCUAUGACGUCACCAAGAUGACAUCCUUCACCAACCUCAAAAUGUGGAUCCAAGAAUGCAAUGGGCAUGCCGUGCCCCCACUAGUCCCGAAAGUGCUCGUGGGCAACAAGUGUGACUUGAGGGAACAGAUCCAGGUGCCCUCCAACUUAGCCCUGAAAUUUGCCGAUGCCCACAACAUGCUGUUGUUCGAGACAUCAGCCAAGGACCCCAAAGAGAGCCAGAACGUGGAGUCGAUUUUCAUGUGCCUGGCUUGCCGAUUGAAGGCCCAGAAAUCCCUGCUGUACCGUGAUGCUGAGAGGCAGCAGGGGAAGGUGCAGAAACUGGAGUUCCCACAGGAAGCUAACAGUAAAGCUUCCUGUCCUUGUUGAAACCAAAUGGUGUACAUACAAGAUCAAUUAUCACUGGAGUUUUUUCUUUCCCUUUUUUCCGUGCCUGCAUCAUGCUGACGAC